AUGCCGCCUCUUAUUCUUUUGGCGUCCUCGUCGGAGAGGGGAACGAAGCAGGCGCCGCUUCGACACGUUGGGACCCGAAGGGAACCUUGUUCCGCUUACAGCCAGAGGCGCACUUCUUCUGGGGAGAAAGUCGCCUUUCAAGGGGCGAGUCCGGUUGACAAAUCCCAAAUACUGCAUCAUCAAGAAGUAUUGUUCCUGCCUCCGAAGUGUGUGAGAAGCAAGCCUUACGAAAAGUUAUUGGCAGAACUUCACAGUGCCGUCAUCUAUUCGAUCAACAGUCGUGAAAGUGAGCUCAUGGAUUCGCUGACGAACUCUUUCCUGGCUGGGAUGAAUCUACGAAAUCAGAUAUUCUCGUUGGCGUUCAAUUCGCUGAAAGCUGCGGCGGAGACGAUAGGGCUGAACCAUCAGCCUAACAACAACAACGUUGUUGGAAACACGAACAACACAGAUUCCUUUUGCCCCGUGAUUUCCAGCGCCCAAGUACCUCGUCCCACGGAUUGCACACCCAUCGAAGACCUGCCCGUAAUCUCGAUGGACACUGUGGCCGAACACUAUCAUGAUGACGAUUGUUGGGUCAUCCUCUACGACCUCAUUUAUGAUAUCACGGAUUUCAUCAGAGAACACCCCGGAGGCGCUGAAGUUUUGCUGGAGCACGCGGGCUGCGACGCGACGAUGGCGUUCCGUGGAGUUGGCCACUCCAAGCAAGCACUCCUCUCCAUGGACAAGAUGGUGGUUGGAGUAUUACCCGAGGAAGAGCGGCUCUACUUGAAAAGUCGCAAAGAGCCCGCGACGAUCCCCGCGAGCAUCUGGUCUGAACUUGGGCUCAUUGAACUGCAAUCGGCUCUUUGACUAUAAAUCGAGUUAUCAUUGUAAUUAUCUUGUCAUUUGAUCUUUUUUUUAUCAUUUUAGCUUACCUGUAAGCGCGGUCAUUUUUAUUCUCGAAAGUAUUGGAAGUGGUCCGGCUUGUUGACAAAAAUUUUUGCGUAUCUCCUGAAUUUAUUUUUCGCGGUGUGGUUGGUAAUGAGAGUGAUUUGAAUCCCUCCGUGGUUUUAAGAAAAUGUGCUCGUGGCGGAAAACAAUAAAUGAAAUUCGUAGAUACCAUGCAAUUA
Notodromas monacha is the source of this 1109-nucleotide messenger RNA. The record is from the annotation of a GenBank genome assembly. Lineage: Eukaryota; Metazoa; Arthropoda; Ostracoda; Podocopida; Cyprididae.